This is a messenger RNA of Sclerotinia borealis F-4128, 8340 nucleotides long. Lineage: Eukaryota; Fungi; Ascomycota; Leotiomycetes; Helotiales; Sclerotiniaceae. The record is from the annotation of a GenBank genome assembly.
AUGCCGCCAGAAUCCAAAAGUAUAUGCAUCUCCUGCACCUCUUGCACCAACACAAAAAACAAAUGUCAAAAUAUUCUAACGCAAGUAAUUCUCUCCCUUGAGAACGCAUCGGAGGUAUAUCGGAAAAUAGUUCCGUUUGUGAGGAGAUCUCAUGCGAGGCAUUUAUUGGGUGAUGAUGUGUAUGCGGUGGAUGGACUGUUGAGGAGGGCACUGGAGAGAUUGUAUGAGGUUGAUUUUACUUCUCAGGAUGGGUUGGAUGGAUUGGGGGAGUUGGUGGGGGGAAAUGGGAGUGCGGGGUUGGAGGAUUUACCGCUUUUUAGGAGGGUGGGAGAUGAGAAGGAGAGUAGUGAUGGAUUGGAUGAAGAAUUGAAGGGGGAUGCCAGAACGAGAUUUCCGACUUUGAAACUUGAUGCUGGAUUUUCGGAUAUGAAGGUUUCGUUCGUGGAUUCAGCGGUGGAGGUUAGGAGCCCGGGGAUUAUUCAGGAAGUCCUUUUGGAUGACGAUGUUAUGGUUAUGAUGGAUGUUGAUGCAAAAAUGUGCAUGGAAUUAUCAUCUGUGCCGACUUAUAUCACUCCUGAGUUUCCCUACCUGCUGAAGGCCAUUCGAUUAUGGUUGGAGGAAUUCUUUUACCCUAAAGACGAUCUUUUAGGUAUUCCGAAGGGGAUCGUUAAGCAACUCGCUGGUUUUGAGAUGGAUUUUGGGUUGGAGAGAUUACCAACAACUAGCUGUAUAUGGAACCCCGAUUACCAAAGACAGCGAGAAGAGGUAUGGACGAUAAUGUCCUUUUGGGGACCCAAUCAACGAUCAAAAUGUGUAUGCGGAUCGGGAGGACCUGAGGAAGAGCUUCUGGAUCAUUGGAAAGAUCCUCAUUGUCCUUACAAUAUGCCGACCGAUUUGGACUCACCGUUAGUGAAGUAUACAUGGAAUGACUCGACACAACGGUGGACAUAUCACAGAGGACCUGGACCAAGAAUUAGUGGACCGCCGCCUCCUCCUUCACCCAACUUUUCAAGACAUAACGAUAAUGCAUCUGAUGCUCCCGGGUCAGAUACAGAUUCAGAGGCCGGAGAACGACCUCCAGCGAAAAUUCAAAAAUCUAAGCAGGAGAGAGCAGAAGACGCGGAAAAGGCUUGGGAAGAUAUCAUGUGUAUGACCGGUUUGAAGGGAGUCAAAGAGCAUGUGCGAAAGUUGAAAGCCAAGGUUGAGAACUCGAUUCGGCAGAAUAUUGAUUUGAAAGAGGAGAGGUUCGGUGCAGUUUUCAUGGGUAACUCAGGUACCGGAAAGACUACCAUGGCUAGGAUUUAUGCCAAAUACCUAUAUUCUAUGGGAGUUAUUCAACAGGACAAGGUUAUCGAGACAACAGGUACCUAUCUUUCUGAUGGAGGCAUCGAUAGAUUAAAAGAGUAUGUUGAACGGUUAUCUGGUGGCGGCGUGAUGUUCAUCGAUGAUGCAAUGUCCCUGGACGAUUAUAACAACGGCACCAAGAUUUUCAAUUUUCUUCUUCAAAAAAUCGACCAGAAAAAAGGAUCUGUAGUUUUCAUUCUUGCUGGACACGAAAAAGGAAUGCGUAAACUGCUAGGCCAUGGAACGAAGAGUGUCGCCAGUUUACUCCCAAAUGUUCUUACAUUCGACGAUUUUUCGGAACCCGAAUUACUCGAAAUCCUGAGUUCAUGUAUUAAGAAGAAGUUCGAUGGGAAGAUGGAGGUUGAGGGUGGAUAUGAUGGACUUUACAUGCGAAUUGCAGCGAAGAGGGUGAGUAGGACGAGAGGUGGCUCCCAAUUUGGAAAUGCCAGAGCUGCGGAGAACCUCGUUGGCCAAAUUUGGGAGAGACAAUCUGCUAGAUUGUCUAAGGUUCGGAAAGAGAGAACCACCAAAGCCGCGGAAGACGAAGCUGCAAAAGAAAAAAUCGACGAAGAGAAGACUGUAGAGAAGAGCAUUGUUGGCGAAGAGACUGCUAGAGACGAAGAGCAGGAGAACCCUCAAGCAGAAGGAAAGCCUGACACGGAACAAAGCUCCAAGAUAGAAAACUGUACGGGUCAGGAAAUCGAGGAUAAAGACCAACAUAUCAAAAUAGAGGUGGCAGCCAACAUAAGCGUUGUGGUUGCGGAAGGGGAUACCGAUAUAUCCAAAGAUGAGAAGACGAUCAUAGGCGAGGAGACUACAAAAGAAACAGCAAAACCUUUACGCGAGAAAUCGUCAUUGGACGAACAUACUAUGCCGGAAGUGUUGGAACUCCCAGCCCAGGACAGCUUGUUGAAUGAGCCAAGAACGAAGGAAGAAUCCAUUCUGUUAGUCGUUUCCGAUCCAACAGAGCCAUCAGAAAUCAGUACAGAGUCAAAUGCCGUGGAGGGGGUAGAAUCGGAAGAGCCUAAGCGAGAAGAGAAUACUAGCCCAUUAGCCAAAGAGGUGACGGUGACGGAGGGACCAACACCGAAAGGGGAGAUUUCUCCACUAUAUACGAAACCUGAUGAGCAUCUCGAAGUAACAUACGAGGGCCCUACGGAUGCCGGAAAUCGCACUGGGAACCAAGCUGAAGGGGAUGAUAAACCUAACGAAGACAAAUUGUCCGAUGAAGCACAAGAAUCAUCCGAGAAAGAUUCCAAUUCAGAUUCGGACACUGAAGAAACGCCAGUACCAGACCCAGAAGACUUCUUAUUUACAAAAGAAGAUAUACUCGGCCCGGAUCCUUCUACUGCGAUUCUAGAGAGCGAGGCUUGGCAAGAACUUCAGAAGCUCAUCGGUUUGGAAAAGGUCAAGACCUCUCUACUUACACUCCUCGAACUUGUCAAAGCAAACUACCAACGAGAGCUCGAAGAAAAACCGUUGCAUCAAUUCACCUUGAAUCGUCUAUUCAUGGGUCCAGCUGGAACUGGCAAGACUGUAGUUGCGAAGUUGUAUGCCAAGAUUCUCGGAGAGAUUGGUGUCCUCUCGAAGGGCGAGGUCAUUUUCCGGAAUCCGAGUGAUCUUAUCGGACAAUACAUCGGAGAUUCGGAAGCUAAUACCAAGGCUGCGCUCAAUGCCGCGAGAGGUAAUGUGCUGGUGAUUGAUGAGGCAUACAUGAUGUAUAGUGGGAACUCGGAUGGCACCGGGAACGACAGCGAUUCAUACAGACAAGGAGUUAUUGAUACUCUCGUUGCCGAAGUGCAAGGUAAUCCCGGCGAUGAUCGAUGCGUUCUGUUACUAGGAUAUAAGGAGCCGAUGCUGGAGAUGUUAAAUCACUCGAAUCCUGGGCUGAGUCGAAGGUUCCCUGUCGGAAAUGCAUUUUGGUUCGAAAACUUUUCUAUAGAUGAAUUAAAGAAAAUACUUCGCUCUAAAUUAGAGUCCCAGGUUCUUGAAGCCACGGAAGAAGCCAUCAAGGUUGCUAUGGAUGUCCUUCAGAAAGCCAGCACCAGAUUAAAUUUUGGCAAUGGCGGAGAAGUGGAGAACUUGAUUGCUACUGCGAGAAGCAACUACCAAACGCGAAUGUCGGAAAUUCCUGUGGAAGAAAGGUCUGGCAUGUGGGUAUUUCUGCCUGAGGAUUUCGACCCAGAAUAUGAUAGGGGCAGAUCGGCACAUGCCAACCUUCAAAAACUAUUCGGCGACGUUAUUGGGUGUGAGAAUAUCGUGAAGCAGUUGGGACAAUAUCAGAACGUCUGUCAAGCCAUGAAAUCGAGAGACAUAGACCCAAGAAAGUAUAUCCCGACGAAUUUCGUCUUCAAAGGACCUCCUGGGACGGGUAAGACGACGACAGCACGAAAAUUCGCAAAGGUGUACUAUGACAUGGGAUUUCUAUCCGACGAAACAGUAAUCGAAUGCUCGGCCAGCGACCUCGUUGGCAAAUACGUGGGACACUCGGGACCGAAAACAGCCAAAGUUCUGGAGAAAGCUCUGGGAAAAGUGUUGUUCAUCGAUGAAGCGUACCGUCUAGCACCCCACAGUGAAAGCUACAGUUUCACAUCUGAAGUAGUAUCCGAGCUCGUUGAUCUCCUCACCAAACCCAAGUUCCAUGGAAAUUUGAUAGUAAUCCUCGCGGGUUACGAAGACGAAAUAAACUCGCUACUGGCAGCAAAUCCUGGCCUUGCAUCACGUUUUCCCGACGAACUAAAUUUCCCAGCUCUGAAGCCUCUCCAUUGUUUGCAGAUUUUGGAGAUGAAAUUAGAGCUUGCAGGAAUCACAAUUCCUAUUCUGAAGCAGACCCAACAGAGAGAAUAUGAACAGUUAUUGCGAUCGAUGACGCUUUUGACAGCGACGCAUGGCUGGGGCAAUGCUAGGGAUGUAGAAACAUUGGCGAAAGCGAUUUGCAGAACUGUGUUUUUGGAGAUGGUGGGAGACGGGGAACUGCGGAAACCUCGACAAAAGAUAUCGGGAGUCGAAUUGGAUCGUGAGACCGUGACAUGGGAGUUCUCUUGGCGAGCACAAACGUUGGCUCGAAACCAAAGGGAGAACGAACACGAGCAUAUUUUCCCAAGAAAACGGAGGAUUAAAUGUGAUGAGAAGAAGCCGGCUUGUGCAAAAUGUAUAGCUUCCGGCUUCGAAUGUGCUGGGUACAUAGUAGAGAUGUCUCAGUAUGGUGUCAAUCGCAGGAUUGCUGCCCAGAAUCGACCCUACGUACAAGCAGAGGUCGGUUGUGCUGCGAUGAAUCCUACCACGAUGCCACUUAAAGGUCGAUCCCCUAUCAUUCCCACUUCACUAGCUUUCUCAUCUUCGGAGGCCACUCGGAUGAAUAUACAAGUGCUGCAGCCGAGAAGCACAAUCGUUGAGACCGAACAAGAAUACCGGUACUUCUGCUUCUUCCGAGAAAAUACAACAAGAAGGCUAUGUGGAUUUUUUGAUUCGAAGAUAUGGAGUCACCUAAUGUUGCAAGCAGGCGAGCAGGAACAGCCAAUUCGUCAUGCUGCGGUUGCCAUCGGAGCGCUCGAUAUGAUAUUGCAUACGGAAGAGGAAAUAUCAUGCUCCCCCAUUGCAAACUCAACUAUCGAGGAACAUCACGUCUUUGCCCUCAGACAAUAUGAUAAAGCGGUCAAAUCGAUGAAGGCAGAUAUCGCCCAACGAGGCCAAUCCUCAAGAACAGCUUUGCUAUUUUGUUUGCUCAUUGUCUGCUUCGAGAACAUAUACGGAACGCAAUCAUUUGCCACCGCACAUAUCAGAGCCGGUAUCCGUUUGAUCGAAGCAUAUCAUCAUGAGCACGCAUCUAGAAGCGAUAUAUCCCAGGCGAAGAAGAAGGAAAAGCACAAUGCGUUGGCAGAUCCUGUCACAUUUGGAAUAUCUUCUCCAGUCCCAAGUGACAUAGAGGAUGAGAUAUACCAAAUAUUUGGCUCACUUGAAAUAGCUUCAUUGAGCUUCAAUGCAGAUGGUCGGGGCAUGGCAUAUCACAUGUUAGCUAAGAAUUCCGGGUCCUCGUGUGUGGAAAACAUGCCUCCAGAGUUCGUGUCACUUCCGGAAGCAAAAGCUUAUUGGGAUCUCAUCAUGCGUCGUCUCCUGCAUCUUUUGCCCACAUUGAAUGCAGCGCAAGCUACAAUGCGUGCUUAUGAGGAUCAUGAUGAGACACCCACUGUUAAUACGAAAUCUUCGUCGGCUGCAAUUGAAGAGCAACAUAGGUAUCUCACCGAACUGAUUUCCUGGAACAAGGCUUUUAUUCCAGUUUUCCAAAGAUGCUACCUCUUCCCCAACAGUAAAGAUUUCGCAGGCGCCACCAUACUGAGAUUACGUUGGAUUCUCUGCCGGAUCGCAAUAUCCUCGGCUCUAAAUUCUUCGCAAGUUGCUCUUGACAAUUAUCUAGAUGAUUUUCGCCAAGUCCUCACUUCAGCCAAAAGUUUGAUGUCUCAUCCUGCAUGGACAGGAAAAUUCACGUUCGACUCCGGAAUCAUCGGUCAGAUAUAUAUCGUUGCACUCAAAUGUCGAGACUUCCCGAUCCGAUCAGAAGCCAUCUCGUUAUUGUUGUCGAAGUCAUGGCGUGAAGGAGUAUGGGACAGCGCAUUGGCUGGUAAUAUAGCCAAAGCGGUUGUGGAAUUGGAAGAGGAAGGGCGCGAGUCUGGAUAUAUACCUGAAAGCAAGAGAGUAUAUCAGACCUCUAUGCGCUUCGAUCUGCAACAGCGAACUGGAACUGUGAAAUGCUUUAAAAAUUCUAGGCUUCGAUCGGACAGUGACGAAUCCGUAUAUGAUAGUAUAUAUGCGAGGACGGUUCAUUGGGGUUUAAGAGCGUCGCGCUCUAAAACUUUUGCCAUUUUGGAGGUUGAGGUUGAGGUGGAUGUGGAAGUUAUUUUUGUGGGGCUUAGGAGAUUAUGGAGGGAAGGAGGAGUGGAGGACGGGACUGGAGGACUGGAGUGGAGAGGAGCGGGUGAAUUUCUGAUAAUAGUCGGCUCUUCAUGGAGCGGCCGUCUGGAACCUAUGAGUCUAAAAUAUCUAUUGUACUGGUUGGUAUUCACCAAGGUUCCAAUACUGUUGUAUUUGACAGGCAGAUACUGGGAUGUCAUCAUCAAAUGUCAAGAUAGAGAAUUCAAAGUUCAUCGAGCAAUUGUUCUUUCUCAAUCGAGGCCACUUGCUGCGGCUAUCGACCAUGGUUUCAAGGUAAUUGGAGCACAAUGCGACGCUAAGCGUUUUGUUCAUGCUGACACCAAAGUUCAGGAAGCUACCACUGGUGAGAUCAAUCUCGAGGACGAUGAACCAGAGAUUGUCGAAUUCAUGAUUAAGUUUCUUUAUAAUGGCACCUACAUAGUACUCGCACCAAAGAAGAACGAGCUUACGUCGGAAGAGAGUACGACAUCUGCGAAGCCAGAUGGAACACCUAGUACUAGGGAUUCAGCUUCGACAUUCGGCGCGUUGUUUCAACCCAGUAUGUUAUUCAGCGCCCCAGUCAAUAUGAAUGCUACUACCAACGCUUCUGCCCAAUUUCCUGGAUUUACCUCGCAGCCUGCAGCGCCAAUGCCUGCGUAUGACCCGUUUCCAUUUCCAAGCUCAGACAGUUCCUUCAUGUUUGCAACCUCACCAAGAUAUAUAAACCACAGGAAUGCCAGCUUUGCAGCGGCAACUGGGGAAACAUUCAAUAUGUUUUGCGGAGCUACAAAUACAACAUCAACGACGAAUACAUCCAGCCCGGUUGCUCCUACCACAACUUCUGCAUCCACAACUGGUUCCACAGCAAUACCAUCCAACACGGCAUUUGGUUCAGUUCCUGCUGCGACAUCAACAUCAAAUUUGUUUGGCGACCAACUAAAUUCUGUGAGUGUAAAUCAAAUACCUACACGGGCUACUUUGCCAGACACUUCAGCGACAUCUGCUAACAUUUGGAUGAAGGCUCAGAUAGCUUCCGGUAAUUCUAGAUCUGAUUAUCUCUUUGAAAAUAAUACAGGCACUGAUCUACCUUGCAACGUAGAGCUUCUCGCGCAGGAUUUGAUCAAGCAUGCAAAGGUCUACAUCAUUGCCGAAAAAUAUGACAUUCAACCACUGAAGAACCUUGCUCGUCACAUGUAUUCAUCUAGUCUGAUCACAUGCUGGAACUCUUCUUCUUUUGUGGAGAGUAUCGAACUUAUAUUUGAAGGUACGCCGGAUAUCUUUGGAGGCGAUAGUCUUCGCAACGUAGCUUUGGACGUCGUUAGCAAGCAUGUACGCCAGCUUCUGAAGAGGUAUGAGCUUCCACCAACUCACCGACGUAAUAUUUCUUCUGAUUCAGCAGCCAUGGGUAUACAUGAAAUCGCAGAGUCCCAAGCCCGACUGAAAUCAGGAGAAAACCACGACAUUGAAUUAAGAUUUAGCCACAGAGUCCUCACUGCACACAGCGCAAUCAUACUACCUCGCUCCGAGAUCCUCGCAAAUAGAAGCGACCCAAAAUGGAGUCUCACGACAGAGAAUCGAAGGCAAUUCGAUAUGACCGAUGAGGACCCACUAAUAGUAGAAGCGGUCCUUCUGUACCUCUAUUCUUCCAAUUACAACGAUGACCCUGACGGUACUUACUCCAACUCAAGCACACCUGGUCAUACACCACGCGCUCCCCAAGGACCCCAAUCGCAGCAUUACUUUCAUCCCUCCACCAACCUUGGCGACUCGCGGCUACUUUUUAACACAAAAGUAUACAUCUUCGCCUACAAAUACAAGAUCGACACGCUGCAUGUCUUAGCCGUCGAUAAGUUCAGCACCAUUGCAAAUCAGGCCUCACCACCCAUAUUCCCGAGCAUCGACAUGCUCGAUAUACCCCCCGCAUUUAUUCAAGCCGGCCACUAUCUCUGCGAAAACAUGACAGACCCGAUGGUUCGACAGGCUGACAUGCUCUGGAGGAUCAUGAAGAGGAUCACGUUUAUAAAUUAUGGCAUCUUGAAAAAUUGGGAGAUGGAGGUACGCGGAGGCGGGCAGAAUCUUCUGGGAUAG